Myripristis murdjan (pinecone soldierfish) is the source of this 4656-nucleotide messenger RNA. It is a transcript of the gene cars1, whose product is annotated as cysteinyl-tRNA synthetase 1. Gene Ontology annotation, cellular component: cytoplasm. Gene Ontology annotation, molecular function: cysteine-tRNA ligase activity; ATP binding. The record is from RefSeq and is a predicted model, not a curated record. NCBI's taxonomy places the organism in Eukaryota, Metazoa, Chordata, Actinopteri, Holocentriformes, Holocentridae. Gene Ontology annotation, biological process: cysteinyl-tRNA aminoacylation. The transcript is spliced from 23 exons. Bases 26 to 2491 code for a protein of 821 amino acids.
CCAACCAGCAUCUGACACAGUAGCAAUGUCGACCUCCGGAGAGACAGCCUUUGAUUAUGGCUUCUUGCGACACAUAAAAGAGGAGGCUGCGUUGGCAGGGGCCCUGAAUGAGUACCUGGCCACGCGCAGCUACCUGGCGGGGUUCAGCCCUUCCCAGGCCGACCAGAAAGCCUUCGGGCUCCUCCGCAGCCCCCCGGCCCCGCAGCAUGUCCACGCUCUGCGCUGGUACAGACACAUAGCGGCCCUGCAGCAGGACCUCAGCCCAAACAGCAGCAUGAAGGGAAAGAGGGUUCAGCCCCCCUGGUCCCCGCCGGCAGGAACCAACGUUCCCCAGCUGCGAGUCUACAACAGCCUGACCCGGACCAAGGAGCCGUUUGUUCCGCAGAGUGGGAAUAAAGUGCUGUGGUACUGCUGCGGGCCGACGGUGUACGACGCCUCGCACAUGGGACACGCCAGGUCGUACAUAUCCUUUGAUAUCCUUCGAAGGAUACUGCAGGACUACUUCAAGUACGACGUCCUGUACUGCAUGAACAUCACAGACAUCGAUGAUAAAAUCAUAAAGAGGGCCAGGCAGAACUAUCUCCUGGACCAGUACAAGGAAAAGCAGCCGUCCGCCGCCCAGAUCCUGCAGGACGUCCUGACGGCCAGAGGGCCUUUCCAGGCCUCGUUGGCGGGGGCGACAGACCCCGAUAAGAAGCAGAUGAUGGAGCGUCUGGACGCCGCGGUGACGGCUGCCCUGGCGCCGCUGCAGACGGCGCUGGAGAGCGGAGCAGCCGCCGACGUCGUGCAGUCAAGAGCCCAGGUGCUGCUGGAGCAGGCCAAAGACCUGCUUGCUGAUUGGUUGGACAAGCAGUUUGGAAGCCAAGUCACAGAAAACUCCAUCUUCUCCAUUCUGCCUAACUACUGGGAGGGAGAAUACCACAAAGACAUGGAGGCCCUGAAUGUUCUUCCGGCCGAUGUUCUCACUCGGGUCAGCGAGUACGUGCCAGAGAUCGUGGAGUUUGUGAAGAAAAUCGUCGCCAAUGGCUACGGGUAUGAAUCAAACGGUUCUGUGUACUUUGACACUUCGAAGUUUGAUUCCAGUCCGGAGCACUCGUACGCCAAGCUGGUUCCUGAAGCGGUCGGUGACCAGAAGGCUCUGCAGGAGGGAGAAGGGGACCUGAGCAUCUCUGCAGACAGACUGAGUGAGAAAAAGUCCCAGAAUGACUUUGCCUUGUGGAAAGCCUCCAAGCCUGGAGAGCCGUCAUGGGACUCUCCAUGGGGGAAGGGAAGGCCGGGUUGGCAUAUUGAAUGCUCGGCCAUGGCUGGCUCCAUCCUGGGAGAGUCCAUGGACAUCCACGGAGGAGGAUUUGAUCUCCGCUUCCCCCAUCACGACAACGAGCUGGCUCAGUCUGAGGCCUUCUUCGAGAACGAUCACUGGGUGCGUUACUUCCUGCACACCGGACACCUGACCAUCGCAGGCUGCAAGAUGUCCAAGUCUCUGAAGAACUUCAUCACCAUAAAGGAGGCCUUGGCCAAGAACUCAGCUCGUCAGCUCCGUCUGGCUUUCCUGAUGCAUUCCUGGAAAGACACACUGGACUACUCUGCCAACACCAUGGAGUCCGCCGUGCAGUACGAGAAGUUCAUGAAUGAGUUCUUCCUGACUGUCAAAGACAUUCUGCGCUUUCCUACCGACAUCACCGGUCAGUUUGAGAAGUGGGAGGCAGAAGAGAUGGACCUUAACAACAUUUUCUACGAGAAGAAAUCUGCCAUCCACGAGGCUCUGUGCGACAACAUGGACACUCGCACCGUCAUGGAGGAGAUGAGGUCGCUGGUCAGCCAGGCCAACAGCUACAUCGCCAGCAAGAAGAGCGCCAAGCUGAAGCCCAACCGCAUGCUGAUGGAGAGCAUGGCCACCUACCUCACCAAGAUGCUGAAGACUUUCGGUGCCAUUGAAGGAUCAGAGCCCAUCGGCUUCCCAAUGGGAGGAAAAGGUCAAGACGUGGAUCUGGAGAGCACCGUGAUGCCGUACCUGACGGUGCUGUCCGACUUCAGGGAGAGCGUCCGAAAAAUCGCCAGAGAGCAGAAAGUGAUGGAGCUGCUGCAGCUGUGCGACGUCAUCCGUGAUGAUACUUUACCUGAGCUGGGAGUCCGGUUGGAGGAUCAUGAAGGUCUGCCUACAGUUGUGAAACUAGUGGAUAAGGAAACCCUCCUGAGGGAGAGAGAUGAGAAGAAGACCAUGGAAGAGGAGAAGAAAAAGAAGAAGGAAGAAGCUGCUAAAAAGAAACAGGAGCAGGAGAUGGCGAAGCUUGCAAAGAUGAAGAUCCCUCCAUCGGAAAUGUUUCUCAGCGAAACUGACAAGUAUUCCAAGUUCGACGAGACGGGUUUCCCCACUCACGACGCGGAGGGGAAGGAGAUCAGCAAGGGCCAAAUCAAGAAGCUGCGCAAGCUGUACGAGACCCAGGAGAAGCUGCACGAGGAGUUCCUGCAGAUGAGCCUGAACGGCAGCUGAGUCUGUCCUCCGUGUCCGAGCCAGCCGCCCUGCACAAAGAAAUACCAAGGCCACGGAUGCCGGGGCGUCUUUUGUCUGCUGUGCAUCUGCUCUGAUCACAAAACCCGGGAGAGACACACACACACAUACACACACACACACACACACACACACACACACACACGAGUUGCAGAUGAUAUUCCCUCAAUAUCAGUGGGUAUAUCACAAAAAAAGGAUUUAACAUACUUAUCUUCUGAAAAUGAGAGACGUUUGUCUUUGCUGGAGACAUCCUCAGUUUUUUGUCAUCAACCAACAACCCAAACUGUUUUGUGUCUCCUCCUCCGCCUCUGACAAACAAGAAAACAUAGGAAGUGAGAGGUCUUUAGUUACUGUCAGCACUCUACUAGCAGUGUCGUCGAACGUUUUCCACAUCUCGUCACAGUGACUGAAUCCCACGGCACAUAGGAAGUUUCUACAGGCGUCUGUUUUACAUCGGCACUGCCAGUCAGAAGAUCCGGUCAGACACAUUACACUGUAAAAUGAUCAGCUUUAGUACUUGGUGCAAGUCAAGUCAUCAUUUAUAUCAUUUAAAUCAAGCUUCGUCUGCUUCAUAAUUAAGUGUGCAAUGUACUGAGAAGCCAGCUGAAUAUGAUUCAUUACAAUUAAUCUCAUAAUCUUUCUCGGCAUUACAUCACCCUGGGCCUAGCUUUGCAGCUCGUGCUUCGCUGCAUCACCGAGCUGAGAAUCUGAUGUUAAAACUUGAAGCUGAAAUCCAGAAUUUUUAGAGAGAUAUUUGACUUGGUUCAGACCACAGCAGAGAAAGCAACAUGUGUCAGUCAGGUUGACCCCCCCCCCCCUCCCAAAAAAAAAAAUCUCAUGUGCCUUUUCCACCAAAAAAAAAAAAACAACAGUCUGGUUGUGAACCAAAUUUUGAACGGUUCUUUGCAUUUCCACCACGAUUGAUUCCUAAGAAUUCCCUCACACUGGCGCACAAAGCAACCCGGUCCGGCUCAGAUUAUGUGGGUUAUUUAUUCCAGCAGGUGUGACGGGUCAGGCUCUGAGCUGCAGGUGACGGCAGUAUUAGACUGUUAAAUUUUGUUUUGCACGUCCACCAUCGACAAUAAAACGGUUCCACUCCACAAACUGGUGGAAGUGCUUGCCGGUUCCUACGUUUGCACCUUUGUUUCAAGGAUCUUGAACCGAACCGAAUGUUUUUUUUUUUUGUUUUUUGUUUUUUUUUUUGGUGGAAAAGAGCACAUCAGUGUCAGCUCUUUGGCUCAGGUUUCCUCCACCGCCGAACACGAACAAAAACAGGCUCUCGGCUCUCGGCUCUAACCCGAGUCGGGUCGUCAGACGUCCUGAGACGAGCUGCCACGGAUCUUCUCUGUUCCAUUCCAGUGACGUUUACCAGCUUCCCGUGUAACAUUGUGUUGUAUGUUUACUGCUGUUGUCUGUACAUGUGCACCAAUCAAGUACGUCUAAUCAGCUCCAAGUGUAUUCUUCUCCUGGUUUCAGCUGCAGCUUCUUUAAUUUUUCUUAAUAAAAUCCAUAAGGAAGAGCUUGUUUUCUCAUGAGGAAAUCAGACUCAUUUAACUCUUGCUGAGCGUGUUUCUUGCUCCACAGUUUGAGUGAGAUGAUAGGAAGAUGUGUGAUUUUUUUUUCUUCUCUUUUUUCAUUAACAACAUAUUAUUCAGCCGUCCAUUAGGGUUGCAUCAUUGAUUCUGUGUUGUAAUGCGUCAUCUCUCCGUGUUAAGUUGCUUGGUCGCAGCAGCUGAGGGGGUUAAAGGCCUGUAGGGAGGCUGUUGUCUGAAUCCCCCUGCUGGCCUGACAGUGUCAUUACAGCACAGGCUUAUCUUUGGUAUUGCAUUAUUUUCCUGUAUAAUCAGCAUCAUCAUUAAUCACAUUAAAUAUGCACAAACUGGGACCAGACAUUUAUUAAUGAAUGCAGCUAUAUAGAGGUUCUGUAGCAGGCUCACUUCUAAGAUAAUAUUGUCAUACUAUGAAAUUUUGCAAAUUGUGAAAAUGGCCAGUGUUCCCCGGGGAAACUGAGCCCGGUCGCUGGACCUGAAUAUUGGAGCUGGAUUUACAGGCUCCAGAAUGUUUAAAUCUGUUUCAGGAGGGGGGAAAAUUAAAUUACAGAGCCGGGAGAGGGAGUAGUAAUCCCAGAAAAAAAAAAAAAAAAAAAA